This is a messenger RNA of Amaranthus tricolor (Joseph's coat), 1275 nucleotides long. Its product is annotated as tRNA (guanine-N(7)-)-methyltransferase. Gene Ontology annotation, biological process: tRNA methylation; RNA (guanine-N7)-methylation. Gene Ontology annotation, molecular function: tRNA (guanine(46)-N7)-methyltransferase activity. Lineage: Eukaryota; Viridiplantae; Streptophyta; Magnoliopsida; Caryophyllales; Amaranthaceae. The transcript has 2 exons. The record is from RefSeq and is a predicted model, not a curated record. Gene Ontology annotation, cellular component: tRNA methyltransferase complex. Bases 269 to 1027 code for a protein of 252 amino acids.
CUAAUCUAUCACUCCUUUCAUAUAUUUUCUUCUACUCUGAGACAUAGCCUGUCUUUCCAGGGUUUUAAAACAAAACAUAAUAGGAGUAUGGAGUAUCAAAAUCAGCCUAUCGCAAAACGGCUGCUUGUCUGCUUCCUCUCCAAUACUCUUCUCCUUUUUUAAUCCGACCGACCAGGCGAUCGUUUAGCAGCCACUACCACUUCCACAGAUCAACGUAGAUCUCUGAAAGCAUCAGAUUUGCAUUAGUCAACCAUCCUGUUAAAGAAGCAUGUUAGAGAGCAAGGAAAACCCAACUUUGAACAAGUCAACUGGUUUGCCUCGGAAGCGCUUCUAUCGAGCUCGAGCCCACAGUAAUCCAUUAAGUGAUUCUCACUUCCCUGUUCCACUUUCACCUCAUCAUGUUGAUUAUUCCCUUCAUUAUCCCCAAAUUUUUACUUCACCUGACCGAUCCGGAGAUGCAAGAAAGAUCGAGUUUGCUGACAUAGGAUGUGGUUUUGGAGGGCUUCUCAUUAGCCUUGCAACUUUGUUUCCUGAAAAGUUAAUGAUUGGUAUGGAGAUAAGAGAUAAAGUGACAGAAUAUGUAAAGGAACGGAUUUUGGGCUUAAGAACAACAAAUCCUGGUCAAUACCAGAAUAUCUCUGUGGUACGGACUAACUCCAUGAAGUAUAUUCCAAACUAUUUUGAGAAGGGUCAACUAUCAAAGAUGUUUUUCUUGUUUCCCGAUCCACACUUCAAAGAGAAGAAUCAUCGUCGUAGAGUUAUCAGUCCAUUCUUGCUAGAUGAAUAUGCUUAUGUUCUUCGAGAAGGCGGAAUUAUCUACACUAUCACUGAUGUUGAAGAGCUGGGGGUGUGGAUGAAGACAUGUCUUGAGAAUCAUCCCAUGUUUGAGACUAUUCCAAACGAAGAACUUGAAGCCGAUCCAGUUGUUAAGCUAUUAGAAUCUGCAACUGAGGAAGGGCAGAAAGUCGCUAGGAAUGGGGGGCAGACCUUCCGAGCAGUGUUUAGACGGAUUGCUUUGUCCUUUUAGUAUGCAACUUCAAAUGCUUUCUUUAGUUUUUUUACAGAAUAUAGAGGUCCUAACUUUGAUAGUGCUUUCCCGAGGAAUGAUCCAUUUCUGAUACAUUGUUACUGACAAGCUUUUAUCUAGAUUUGUCUAGGUUUAUGUAGAGGACUUCAUAUUGUUGAGAUUAAGAUUUUGACAUUUGCCGUUGUAGGAAUGAUCCGAUUUUGAUAUAUGAAAUCUGCAGUCUGCGAAUAUGCAAUGUUUCUGUUGUU